Molecule: messenger RNA, 13884 nt
Organism: Syngnathus typhle (broad-nosed pipefish)
Lineage: Eukaryota; Metazoa; Chordata; Actinopteri; Syngnathiformes; Syngnathidae
Gene: lrp2b
Product: low density lipoprotein receptor-related protein 2b
Exons: 79
Coding region: 1-13593 (4530 amino acids)
Molecular function (GO): protein binding; calcium ion binding
Source: RefSeq, a predicted model, not a curated record
AUGGCCAUCAGGAGUUGUGGAAGCGAAGAGUUUCAGUGCACCAAUGGUCACUGCAUAGACAUCGCCUGGAAGUGCGAUGGAACCAAAGACUGCACGGACGAUUCCGAUGAGCUCAACUGCCCGCCUCCAUCAUGCAGCUCACAGCAGUUCAAAUGUGUGACCAGCGGUGAAUGCAUCUCGCUGGAAUUUGUCUGUGAUGGCGAGAAGGACUGCAAGGACGGCUCGGACGAAGAAAGACAAUGUGAUUACCCACAAUGCACUGAGAAGAAUUGUGCCAAUGGGGCUUGUUACAACAACUCUCAGCAUUGCAAUGGACUCCAAGACUGCAGAGAUGGUUCGGACGAAUAUAACUGCACUGUCAAUCAUUGCUCCACUCACGAAUAUCAAUGUGCCAAUGGCCUUUGCAUCCCCAACUACUUCUUAUGUGACCACUGGGACGACUGCGGGGACAACAGUGACGAGCAAGGCUGCGUGUAUCGGAGCUGUCGCGGCGAUGAGUUCACGUGUACCGAUGGCCGUUGUAUUCCUCAGUACUGGGUGUGUGACAAGUUCAAUGACUGUGGGGACCUUAGUGAUGAAAAAGGAUGUGACAGCAACUCCCGUGAUUGUUACCCCGGCGAGUGGGGCUGCCCGGGCUCCACGGCUUGCAUACCAGUGGGAAAGGUUUGUGAUGAGAAAGCAGAUUGUCCCGGCGGAACAGAUGAGACUAACUCCACUAUCGGGAAGAACUGCAGCCUGGAGCGCUGCUCAACCUUGAGCUGCGAGUAUCUAUGCCACGUGUCGCCAGAAGGAGGCGCUUGCUACUGCCCUGAUGGUUUCAUUGUAGGCAAUGACAGUCGCUCCUGUGUUGACUACAAUGAGUGUCAAAUCUGGGGGAUCUGCGACCAAAUAUGCGAAAACCGGCCCAACGCGCACCGGUGCAGCUGCGCUCCUGGAUACUUCCUGGAACAGGGUCACAUCUGCAAGGCCAAUGUGUCAGGUGAAAUGCCACACCUCAUUUUCACAGACGGAGGCGAUGUGAUGAUGGCCGACGUACACGGGCGCAACGUCCGAACAUUGGUGCCCGCUCAGGGGAAAAGUGUGGUUGUCGGCGUGGCGUGCCACCAGUACACUGGGACCGUCUUCUGGAGUGACACGUACAACAAGAAGGUGUAUUCUGCCAACUAUAACGGCGGAAACAUUAAGGAGGUUCUGACCACGGCGGUUCACAACGUGCAAAAUCUCGCCGUGGACUGGAUCAACUUUAAGCUGUACGUGUUAGAGGCGGCAGUGGAGCGCAUCGACAUGUGCGACUUUGACGGAGGGAAUCGGGUCACGCUGGUUGCUGAAAACCUGCAGAGUCCUCACGGCCUCGUCCUGGACCCCACAGUGGGUUACAUGUUCUUCACCGACAUGGGCGUCAGUAAAAAGGAGAUGAAGCUGGAACGGGCUUUCAUGGACGGCAGUAACCGCGUGGAGCUGGUGAAGAGCCGGCUGGGCACCCCGACCGCCAUUACCAUCGAUAUCGUCACAAAGAGGCUCUACUGGACCGACAGUCACUUUGACACCGUGGAAACGGUCACCUAUCACGGUUUACACAGGAAAGUGGUGCUCAACGGUGGAACCCAGGCUCCGCAUCCUUUCGGGAUGGCUGUCUUUGAGAACCAUGUUUUCUUCACGGAUUGGACCAAGAUGGGAGUGGUGAGAGCCAACCGCUUCAACGGCAACAGCCCGGCGCUCCUCUAUCGCACGGCCAAGCGACCUGGCCAUAUUGUCGUCUCGCACUCGGUGCUGCAGCCCAUCGUGAUGAACCCCUGUGGCCGUCACAACGGCGGCUGUCAGCAAAUUUGCGUCUUGAGCCACCGCACCGACAAUGACGGUCUGGGCUACCGCUGUAAGUGCCGCCUCGGGUACGACCUGCAGGACGACCUUCGGACUUGCUACAAGGUGAAGAACUAUUUGCUGGUGGCCACCUCCAUGGCCGUGCGAGGGAUCCCGCUCUCCUUUUCCCUCCAGGAGGACAUCACCCUACCCCUCGCAGGGCUGGCUUCGUCAUUUGCCGGCUCUGCUGUGGAAUUCGAUGGGAACGAGGAGGCGCUUUUCUACAACGACAGGUCCCGGGGCAUUAUUUAUAAGUCCACCCUCAAUGGGACUGUUCAGCAGAUUUUGACAGGUUACAGAGCUUCGUCCGUUGACGCCAUGGCCUAUGACUGGACCUCCAAAGUUCUGUUCUGGACUUCAAGCUCCUACAGGUCAGUGACGGCCUUCAGAAUCACAGACAAGUCGCGACGGGACGUCGUCACCGGAGUGAGGAGCCCAAAAGGAAUUGCAAUCCAUCCUGGUGCUGGUUAUCUGUUUUGGUCCGACUGGUAUCGCCCGGCCGUCAUCAUGAGGGCCUACCCCGAUGGCAGCGAUGCGGUACCGUUGGUCAAUACAACACUCGGAUGGCCGUAUGGACUGGCGCUCGACUAUGCACAAAACGUCUUAUACUGGGUGGACGCCCUCUUGGAUCAGAUUGGCCAUGUUGACAUUCAAGGCAACAACAGACAGACCUUCACCAAUAUUGGACAAAUCACAAAUCCUUACUCUUUGACUGUUUACUUAGACUACCUGUAUGUGGCUGACACCAGGACAAAAGCGAUAUAUAGAUUGAGAAAACGGGAUGGAGGAGGAAACAUUCUGAUCAGACAAGGACUCAACGAAAUCAUGAACAUCAAGGCCUACACAGCCGAUCUCCAUAGUAGUAUCGGUAGCCGUUGCAAUUCGGUACCGAACGGACGCUGCAGUCACUUCUGCUUCCCGACGCCGUCCUCCGGCCGCGUGUGCGGCUGUCCGUACGGCAUGAAGCUGCAGGCCAACCGGCAGGACUGCGUCAAGGACGACAGCGUCCCCCCGCCGGACAACAACUGCGGGGACUACUCUUUCGAGUGCGACGAGGGCCGAUGUCGGCCCAACUCCUACCGCUGCGACGGCUAUUUGGACUGCGUUGAUCAGUCCGACGAGGCCAACUGCACCCAUAUCGGAGCAACAUGCUCGCCCUUUGCCUUCACCUGUAACAACAAGCACUGCAUCAUGGCCGCGUGGCGCUGCGACGGCACGGACGACUGCGGCGACGGCUCCGAUGAAGUCGGCUGUCCCACCAACGUCCCCCACACCUGUUCCGCCAACUCCUUUACCUGCGAUAACAACAGAUGCAUCUCUCCGGCGUGGCUGUGCGACGGCGACAACGACUGCGGAGACGGUUCCGAUGAACACAACUGCAAUUCCACCAUCACAACCUGCGGCCCAUCCUACUUCCUGUGUCCCGACCACCGCUGCAUCUUCCAAAGCUACGUCUGCGAUGGAGACCAGGACUGCUUGGAUGGCUCGGAUGAGGAAAACUGCGAAUUUUCCUGCGCCUCCUAUGAGUUUCCCUGUGCCAACGGCGAGCAGUGCAUUAGUAGCAGUUAUCGUUGCGAUGGCGUGUUUGACUGCCGGGACCAUUCUGAUGAGCGAAACUGUCCCACUCGUGGCCCAGGCUUGUGCCACGACAACGAGUUCCAGUGUCAAACGGACGGAUUCUGCUUACCGGAUGACUGGGAGUGCGACGGGCAUCCCGACUGCGAGGACGGAUCGGACGAACACGUGGGCUGCCCGCCCGUCACCUGCUUAUCCAGCUACUUCCAGUGCCCAAACAAGAUGUGCAUUCCGAAAUACUGGUUGUGCGACGGGGAAAACGACUGCCGGGACAAUAGCGACGAGCAGAACUGUCCCACGCCGCCUUUCAAGUGUCCUGCCGGUCAGUGGAUGUGUCCCACUGACCAGGUGUGUAUUCUGCAAGAUAAAGUCUGCGAUGGCCAGAAGGAUUGCCCGAACGGAGCCGACGAGUCGCCUAUCUGCAAUGAAGAAGACUGCGCACUGAACAACGGCGGCUGCAGCCACAUCUGCUUUCAAGGACCGUUCGGAGCCGAGUGCAAGUGCAUGCCGGGUUUCCAGCUGCUGAACGACUCCAAGACGUGCGACGACAUCGACGAGUGUCUCAUUCCGGGCUUUUGUAGCCAACAGUGCUACAACGAGAGAGGAAGCUUCCGCUGUUACUGCUCUUUUGGUUACCUCCUGGAACCAGACGGGCGCACUUGCAAAGCUGUAGACCCUCUGUCCGCUGUGCUCAUGGUAGCCAAGCGUAACCAAGUCAUCGCCUACAGCAUCAACGCAAAGCCUCCCACCGUCAGUCCAGUGGUGGGCGGUUCGAGCAUCGUGACCGUUGACUUUGACCGAGUCACUUCCAGGGUGUACUGGGCGGACGCCACCCAGAAGAAGAUCUGGAGUGCCUACCGGAAUGGAACCGAUAGACAAGAACUUUUCUCCAGCGGUCUGAUGAUGCCAGAGAGCAUCGCGGUGGACUGGGUAGCCAGAAACCUUUACUGGACCGACUGGGCCAUGGAGAACAUCGAGGUGUCCACACUGGACGGUCGCUUCCGUAAAGUGCUCCUCAACCAAAACAUUACAAGCCCCCGCGGCCUGGUUUUAGACCCUCGCAACCACACCAACUUCAUGUUCUGGUCCGAUUGGGGUCAGAAUCCGAGGAUAGAACGAGCCGACAUGGAUGGAGGCAUGAGACAGGUUAUCGUCAGUACAAAGAUAUACUGGCCCAACGGCUUGGCGCUGGACUACACCGCACGCAGGGUUUACUUUGCCGACGCUUACCUUAAAUACAUCGACUACUGUGACUAUGACGGCAAGAACCGCUAUCAAGUUAUGGCAAGCGACAUGGUUCUUCAGCACCCGCACGGCAUGACCAUCUUCGAGGACAAUGUCUUCUGGUCGGAGCGCUACACCAGCAAAGUGAUGAGCACCAACAAGUUCCACGGUGGCAACGUGAGCGUGCUGCUCAACAGCGUCUAUCAGCCCAUGGGCAUCGUUAUGGACCAUCCCAUUAAACAGCCUGCAGGCCUCAAUCCGUGCAAAGACCAUCUGUGCAGUCAACUGUGCCUGCUGUCGGGCUUCAGGCCAAGAUAUUACACUUGCCACUGCCAGUCCGGAUGGACGCUGGAUAAAGAUAAACGCACAUGCAAUAAAGAUAAAACCCCCUUCUUGAUGGUGGCAAAAGAUUCCGUGAUUUUCGGGAUCCCGCUGGACCCGGCCGACCCCUCGGAAAAUGCGAUACCGCCGGUGUCGGGCAUCGGUCCGAGCGGCGACAUUGACUUUGAUGACCGGGAGCAGUUUAUUUACUGGGUGGCGUCAUCAGGUUCCAUAUGGCGAGUGCACACCAACGGCACCAACAGAUCUCAGUUUGCCCCAGCCGCUCUCCUGGGUAGGCCGUCUGGUCUGGCUUUUGAUUGGAUCAGCCGAAUAAUGUAUUACAGCAACCCCACUGCUAAGUCCAUCGAGGUAAUCCGAGUUGAUGGAAAGCAGCACUACAGGAAAACUCUCAUCACCUCCACCGGGAAACCAGAAGGCGUCGGACAACCUCUUGGAAUCGCCUUAGAUCCAGCAAGAGGGAAAUUAUUCUGGACCGACCAAGGAUCGUCAAACGGGGUUCCUCCUAAGGUGAGCAGCGCUGACAUGGAUGGGAGCAACCUCAAAGUCCUCUUCGAGGGCAAUUUGGAAAACGUCGGCUACAUCGCUGCCGAUAUUUCCACUAGGAAACUUUACUGGGGUGUGUCGGGCUCAGGACUGAUCGAGAGCGGCACCAUGGACGGGGCGAGUCGAACGAGAGUGGUCACCGACCUGUCUCACCCGUGGGGGUUGACUAUCCACGAGAGCCAUCUGUAUUACACGGACCGUGACUUUGAGGUCAUCGAGAGGGUGGACAAAGAGACGGGCGGCAAUAUGGUGGUGAUGAGAAGCGGCUUGUCCAAACUGACCGCUAUCAAAGUGCACGCCAGAGACGUCUCAGCAGGGACGGCAAACGCUUGCAGCUCCAACAACGGAGACUGUCCUCACCUCUGUCUGCCCAAACCCGACGGAAAACGGAGCUGCGCCUGCACCGUAGGCUUCCACCCGACUCCGGACGGCUCCCGCUGCGAAGCAUUCGACUCCUUCGCCGUCGUCUCCACGCCCCGAUACAUCCGCGGCUUCCACAUUAACAGCUCGGAUCAUUCUGAGGCCAUGGUGCCCAUCGGUGGAUCGUCUUACAAGGAGAAUUUAGGCCUCCACAUUGAGUCAGGUUACGUCUACUGGAUUGACAACAGCAGCUCCUCUGCCAAGGGCAUCUACAGGAGCAAAACUGACGGAUCAUACUACCAAAAGGUGGUCUCCAGCGGCAUUGGAAGAGGAGGCAUCCAGGGUCUCGCUAUCGACUGGGUUGCUAACAAUUUGUACUUCACCAACGCCUUUGACGCGGAGACCUUCCUGGAAGUGCAGGCCAUCAACAAAUCCUACCGCCUGAUCCUCUUCAAGUCCAUCCACGACAGGCCCCGCGACCUGGCCGUCAACCCCAAGGAGCGCUACCUUUUCUGGACCGACGGCGGCCAGAUGCCUAAAAUUGAGCGCGCGCUGCUGGACGGCACCAACCGCACCGUGCUGGCUUCGGAGAGUCUGCUGUCCCCUCGCGGCCUCACCGUCGACUACACCAACGACUUCCUUUACUGGACGGACGACGUUCUGGACAUGAUCUCUCGUAUGGCUCCCGACGGCUCGCAGAGGCAGAUUAUCCGAUACGGCAGUCGCUACCCGGCUCCUACAGGAGUCGCUAUACUUGGUAACGUCAUGCUGUGGGUGGACAGAAAUCUUGGCAAGCUCUUGCAAGCCAGUAAACUGCCGGGAAAUCAUAACCAAUCAGAGGUAAUACGAUACAACCUCGAGGGCGCGACGGACGUGGCCAUCUUCGACCCUCACGUGCAGCCUUUAGCGGCCCACCAGGUGGGCUUCAACCCGUGCCACGAGGAUAACGGCCGCUGCCAGCAAUUCUGCUUCGCCAUCCCCGACCAGGACCGGCCCAAUUGCGGCUGUGCCCACGGCUCGCUCCUCAGCAACGGAAUAACGUGCGGUUACAAACAAGAUGACUUUCUGGUUUUCACCACGGACUACACGCUCAACAGUAUGAGGCUGGACCCCCAGGACCACAGCAGUCCUUUCCCCACCUUUAACCUGGGCUACAACUUAAUGGGUUUGGAUUUUGACUACAAGGAGAGACGGGUUUUCUUCACCCAGUUCAACGGCUACGGCAGGAGCAAGAUUGGCUACGUCACCACCACGUCCCCCAGUAGCCCGCCCACCGUCAUCGCGUCAAAUUUGGACGACCCCGAAGGCUUGGCGUACGACUGGGUCAACAAACGCCUCUACUACACCGACUUCUAUCUAAAGAACGUGCAGUCGAUUGGCUUGGACGGCGCCAACCGCACCGUCAUCGCCCACGCAAACCGACCUAGGGGCAUCAUAGUCGACCCUUGCUACGGGUACUUGUACUGGACCGACUGGGCCAUCCCCGCCAAGAUCGAAAGAGCCACGCUGGGCGGGAACUUCCGAACCGCCAUCAUCAACAGCGGCUUGUCAACACCCAAUGGCCUGGCUAUCGACUUUGAGGAAAGGCUCUUGUACUGGGCUGAUGCCUCGCAAGAUAAAAUUGAGCGGUCCACUCUGACGGGCGCAAACAGGCAACUGAUCAUGCUGGGGGUCCAGUACCCCUUUGCCUUGACCGUCUUCAAGCAGGACAUCUUCUGGACCGACUGGACGGAGCGGGGCGUCUUCAGGGCGGGGAAAGACGACGGUUCUGGCGUGGCAGUCCUGGCCCAGGACCUUCAAUACCGGCCAAAUGACAUUCAUGUCUAUUCCGGGUCCAAGCAGGAGAGCUGCUCCAGCUCCUGCCUGCAGUUCAACGGUGGCUGUAGUCACGUGUGUGUACCUGGCCCAGCGGGACCAGAGUGCCAGUGUCCUCACGAAGGGAAGUGGUACCUGGCCAAUAACGGCAAGGACUGCAUCCGAGACAACGGCACGCGCUGCCAGCCCGAGCAGUUCACCUGCCUCAACGCCAAGUGCAUCAGGGCCAGCUGGAAAUGUGACGGCUUCAACGACUGCGGCGACCACUCGGAUGAGCUGGAGAGGGUGUGCGCCUUCCACACCUGCUCGAGUCAUGAGUUCACCUGCGACAACGGCCGCUGCGUACCGCUCAGCUACUCUUGCGACUACACGGACGACUGCGGCGACAAUAGCGACGAACGGGGCUGCCCUUUCCCCACUUGCAACCCCGACUCGGAGUUCACCUGCAACAACGGCCGCUGCAUCGCCGCCGACUUCGUUUGCGACGGCUACAACGACUGCAAAGACAACGCCACCUCGGAUGAAAUCAACUGCCCUGACCGGCAGUGUCCGUCAGGCAAGGUCAAAUGCGACAACACCAACAUCUGCAUCUACCCCGACAAUCGCUGUGACGGUUACAACAACUGCGGCGACAACAGCGAUGAGAAUCCUCUCUUCUGCGCGGGCCGCACCUGCCCCCCGAAUAAGUUCCAGUGCGACGCUGGCAAGUGUAUCCCCCAAGAGUGGGUGUGUGAUACCUACAAGGACUGCAACGAUGGCACUGAUGAACCUCCUUCCUGCGAGCAUCAGGUGCUCACUUGCAGCGCCAGCCAGUUCACUUGUACCAACGGAAACUGCGUUCCUCAGUUGAUGGUGUGUGACGGCAACAAUGACUGCUGGGACAACAGCGACGAGGCUCCUGAGCUGCAGUGUGGCCAGCGUACGUGCAGCUCUCACCAGUUCACCUGCCCGACUUGGCUGCCGGGUCACCCGCGCUGCAUUUCCUUGAACUUCGUGUGCGACGGUGCUAAAGAUUGCGCAAACGCGGCCGAUGAGCUCCAAAACUGCCCAAAUCGGACCUGCCACAUGAAUGAGUUUGCCUGCGCCAACGGCCUUUGCAUUCUCCUUCCCUACCACUGCGACCGCGUGAACGACUGCGGGGACGGCAGCGACGAGCUGGGCUGCACCUACGACACGUGCGCCGCUUCCCAGUUCACCUGCGGCAACGGCGCCUGCAUCUACGCCUCUUACGUCUGCGACGGCGAGAACGACUGCCUGGACGGCUCGGACGAAGCGGCCAGCCUGUGCGUGACGCCGCAACCCACGUGCGCGCCUCAUCAGUACAUGUGCAAGUCGGGCCAGUGCAUCGACGCAAAGAACGUGUGCAAUGGGGUCAAGGACUGCCCGGACAACAGUGAUGAAAAAGGCUGCGGAAUCAACGAGUGCCUCAACUCCGCCGUCCACCAGUGCGCCCAGCAGUGCACUGACACGCCUACCGGUUACUUCUGCUCCUGCAAUCCCGGCUACCGUCUGAUGGCCGACGGCAAAGCCUGCGAGGACCUGGACGAGUGUCUGGACACUCCGUCCGUCUGCAGCCAGAUCUGCGACAACACCGCCGGCUCCUAUCACUGCAAAUGCGCGCCGGGAUACCUCCGGGAGCCCGACGGGCGCGGCUGCCGCCAGAACAGCGGCAUCCAGCCUUACCUGCUGUACACCAAUCGCUACUACAUCCGCAACCUGACCACGGACGGCUCCCAGCUGAGCGUGGUGCUGCAGGGGCUCUCCAACGCGGUGGCGUUGGAUUUCGACUAUUCGGAGAAAAGCCUUUAUUGGUUCGAUGCAGGGGUCGGGAGGAUUGAGCGCAUGCGUUUUGAUGGGAGUGGCAGGGAGGUGGUGGUGGAUAACGGCAUCCUGGGAACAGAGGGCCUGGCGCUCGACUGGGUGGGCAGGAAGCUGUACCGGGCGGACGCUUACUACGGCUCGGUUCACGUGAUGGAGCUGGACGGUCGCUACAUGAAGAAGCUGAUCUCCGGCCACUUCACCGAUGGGAACCGCACUUACGUCGUUAGCCGACCGCGGGCUGUGGCUGUUAACCCUAAAUACGGGUGGCUGUACUGGACCGACUGGGCAGACACUCCUUACAUCGGCCGAGCAGGCAUGGACGGAAGCAACGUCACCGCCAUCAUAACGACCAAGCUGGAGUGGCCCAACGCUCUGACCAUCGACUACACCACCAAUAAGAUUUUCUUUGCCGACGCCCACCUUAACUUUCUCGACUUCGCAGACAUGGAUGGCAAGAAUCGACACCGAGCCCUCGCCGGCACACUCCCCCACGUCUUUGCCGUGUCCCUCUUUGAGGACUCGCUGUACUGGACGGACUGGAACACACACUCGGUGGAAAAGGCUCACAAGUACACCGGUCAAGGGCGCGUGGUCAUGGGCAACAACACGCACCGGCCGUAUGACCUUCAUGUGGUCCACCCGUACAGGCAACCACCAAGUGAAAACCCGUGCUUGUCCCACACCCUGACCUGCAGUCAUCUGUGUUUGAUCGCACCUGGUGGGCAGAGAGCCACCUGCGAGUGUCCCGAUCACUACAUCGGAAUCUCUCUGGGCUUCAAGAUCCAAUGCGUUGCCGACUGCUCCAGCACACAGUUCCGCUGCGGCGACAACGAGAGAUGUAUCCCAAUAUGGUGGAAAUGUGACGGCCAGUCGGACUGCGGCGACGGCUCCGAUGAACCCCAAACCUGCCCGCCUCGUUAUUGCCCCAUCGGCCGCUUCCAGUGUCGCGAUGGGAACUGCACGUAUCCCGGUUUCCUUUGCGACGCACACCCAGAUUGUCCCGACGGUUCCGACGAGGACGCCGCUCUCUGUAGCGACCAUCGGUGCGAGCAAAACCAGUUCCAGUGCAAGAACAAGAUGUGCAUCCCCGCGUCGUGGCACUGCGACGGGGUGAAGGACUGCUCGGACGGCAGCGACGAGGACGCCGAGACGUGCGCGCAGCGGACCUGCCAACCGGGACAGUUCCAAUGCGCCAACGGCAAAUGUCUGCCGUCGAGCUACGUGUGCGACGCGCAGGACGACUGCGGCGACGGAUCCGACGAACCUUACGAGACCUGCAUGGGCCCUGAUUACAAGUGUGACGAAACCGAGUUCUCCUGCAAAACAAACUACCGCUGCGUUCCUCAGUGGGCCCGAUGCGACGGCACCAACGACUGCAUCGAUAACAGCGACGAGCAAGGCUGCGAGGAAGUGACCUGUGACCCCCUGGGUGACUUCCGCUGCGACAACCAUCGCUGCGUCCCCAUUCGCUGGAAGUGCGACGGCAACAAUGACUGCGACGACGGCUCGGACGAGAGGAACUGUCAGCCGAGGCCCUGCUCAGAGAGUGAGUUCCGAUGCGACAACCACCAGUGCAUCCCCGGGAAGUGGGUGUGUGACCACGACAACGAUUGCGGCGAUAACUCGGACGAACGAGAUUGCGAGUUGCAGACGUGUCGGCCGGGCACGUUCCAGUGCGACUCGGGUCAUUGCGUCCCCGCCGUGCUGCAGUGUGACGGCCGCCCCGACUGUCAGGAUCUAUCGGAUGAGACCGGCUGUCCCACUCGUUACCCCGGAGGCCGAUGGUGCCCUCCCGGCCAAUUUGAGUGCGCCAACCAUCUGUGCGUGAAUACGGCCUGGGUUUGCGACGGCACCGACGACUGCGGGGACCGAUCUGACGAGCAGCUGGCUUUAUGCCUGAACAUCACCUGCGAGAUGCCGUCUCGAUUCCGUUGCGCCAACGGCUACUGCGUCUAUUCCGGCCUGCUGUGCAACCAGAAGGACGACUGCGGAGACGGCAGUGACGAGAAGCAGGAGCUUUGCCGUCCGCCCACGUUGGCCCCCUGCACGCUAGACCAGUUUAAAUGCACCAAUGGCCACUGCGUGCCGCUGCCUUACGUGUGCGACCACAACGACAACUGCGGCGACCGCACCGACGAGUUGGGCUGCAAUUUUGGCCACGACCGCAACUGUGAGGAGAAGCGCUGCCAGCAGCUAUGUACCAAUUUGAACGGCACGGGAUUCAUCUGCUCUUGCAGCGCCGGAUACACUGUGGACCCGGACAACACUUAUACUUGCUUGGACGUCAACGAGUGCGAGGUCUUCGGCACCUGCCCUCAGCUUUGCAAGAACACCAAGGGCGGCUACGACUGCGAAUGCGCCCCCGGCCACCGAAAAGUGGGCAACGGCGACAUGUGCGAGGCCGAGGGCACCGCUCCCAUGCUGCUUCUACCCGAAAGCAUCCGCAUCCGGAAGUUCAACCUGCAGACGGAAGGCUACCAUGACUUCAUUCAGGAGGCCGAGCGCAUCGUGGCGCUGGACUACGACUGGGACCACAACAACACCGGAUUCAGUAUGGUGUACUUCACCGUGGCCAGCAAGGACUCGGCACCGGGCGCCAUCAAGAGAGCUUACAUACCAUCGGUGGAUGAUGGAAGCAACAAUGUGGGCGCCGCCGUUGACCUCGGUAUUAAGUACAUCACCAGACCGGAUGGUAUCGCUGUAGACUGGGUGGGCAGGAAUUUGUACUGGGCUGACUCCAAGCUUGGGAGGUUAGAGGUGGCCAUGUUGGAUGGUCGCUAUAGGAAGCACCUAGUCAACGCGGAUUUGGGCCACCCGUCUGCCGUCGCGGUCAACCCACGAUUGGGGAUGUUGUACUGGUCCGACCGCGGGGAAGCAGCCAAGAUUGAAUGUUCCUGGCUGGACGGUCAAGAGCGGAAGGUCCUGGUGGACCAAAACAUGGGCUGGCCCACUGGUCUGUCUGUCGACUUCACCAACAAUGACAGAAUCUACUGGUCCGACUCCAAGGAGAACCGCAUCGAGUCGGUUUUGCCGUCAGGAGAGGACCGCAGAACGGCUGUCUUUAUUGACGUGAGAAACCCGUUGAGCGUGAACGUGUUCGAGGACCACGUUUACUGGAGCACGCAGGAGAAAGGCGAAGUGUUCCAGCAAGACAAGUUUGGCAGCGGGACCAAAACCAAGGUCCUGACGGUGGGGCCCUGGCUGAGCCACAUUUCUAUUUACCAGGAGCAGCGAUACAACUCCAUUGGCAUGAAAAAUCCGUGUAAGGGAACGUGCAGCCACCUGUGUCUGCUACGCCCAGGUGGCUACACGUGCGCCUGUCCCCAAGGCACCCAACUCGUCCCUGGAAGUGACACGCAGUGCAAUGCCGGCUUUGAGCCUCCGCCCACUAUGCCGCCGCCGUGCCAGUGCCAGAACGGCGGUACUUGCUACUUUAACGACAACAUGGCUCUCUGCAAGUGUCCUCCAGACUGGAAGGGCCAAUAUUGCCAGACGAGCAUCUUUACCGCUGUGGCCUCAUCAAUCGGCAUCGCCAUCGGCGUGACGGUCAUCAUCUUGGUUCUGCUGGUUGUGCUGGUUUACGCUGCUAGGAAGAAGUCCAACAUAGUGGAGAGACUCCGACUCAACCUUCCUUCCAUGCCAGCCAUGCCCUCCAUGCCUUCAGUGCCCAACAUUGCUUUCUUUAGAAAAAGUCCACCUCCAAAUGCGUCAAAUUUAGAAGACCCUGAACCGAGGCAGAAUUCAGAGGCGGUUCCGUGUAUGCCCCUGGAGGAGUCGGAGCGGAAGAGUUAUGACAAUCCCGCCUAUGUGAAUGGACCGCAAGGUGGCGCUAGAAGCGCGCCCACCACUCCGCUCACUCCCAAUGGAACGAUCCAGGACUCCUUUGAAAACCCGGUGUAUAGCUCUGAGACCGAAAUCGCCGACGUGCCUUCUCCGCCCGCUGCCUCGAGUGCCCAGAGCUUUGAGCCUGUCCAGCGUGACGGAUUUGUGUCGUUCAAAAAUCCAAUCUACACGGAGAACGAGCGUUCGUUCAAAGAUGAUUCUGACGUCUAAUGAGACGUCAACAGGACAAAUGCUGCCAACAUUUCUCAGGCGACAUCAGAACACUGAGGAGUCUAAAAUUAUUUUGUACUUCGAAUAUUUCAAAUCUGCAAAUUUGUAAAAUAAGUUGGAUCUAAGUGUUAUGCUAGUUUUUGUUUUAUUAUGAAUGAUGUCAAAUUGUAUAUUGUGAUUCUUGUUCAUUUCAACCAUUGUCCUUGUUUUUUAAGCUAUAAGUCUGGUGCCAUUUGAUUCAACCAAACAUGCUGUACUUGCUAAAUGAUGACUAAAAGCACUAAAGGAGAA